AUGACGUUAUUUUAUCAGGGGACUCUUCAGGAUGGCAUCUCCCUCGCGAUGAGGGAGACCAAAGCUGUCCUUUGCUUUGUUCGAGAUGACACCGACCUGAGCGCGACGUGGGAAGAGGAAUAUUUCGCAGGAGAAGAGAUCUCGCAAUUAUUGAGCGCCAAAGCGGUCUCGUUGCGCCUGUCAGCUGGCAGCCAGGAAGCUGGGUUCUUGACCUCCUUCUGUCCGAUUCAGAAGUUUCCGACUGUGGUUAUCAUCCAGAAUGGCACGCUCCAGGAAUACCUCGGGCCGGAUAUCUCGAAGGAGGACUUUCGCAGUCGGUUGACCGCCGCAUUGGAGAGUCAGACGACGCCGGAGUCUGCGCCACAGUCGCAAAGUAGUAGACCUGCUCAGAGCAACAACGCCGCUGCUGCCCCGGUUACUGCAACGCCCGUGGCUCCAGCUCAACCUCCAACAUCUCAUACCUCCAGCCCUCGCACACAGUCUACACAAGCGCCGUCCAAUAAUAAACCACGACCUGAAGCAGGCGCUUCAAAUAAAGAGCCAUCCAAAAAGGUGUCGACGCCAUCGACUGCCUCGAAGUCCGCCACACCGAAGCGUCCACCGCAGGAACAGAAACAGAAGGCCACUUCCAAACCAGAGAAGAAAGAGGAACAGCCACAAAAACCUAUGAAACCCACUGCUAGCAAGACAGCGGAGCAACCAGAACCUCAACCCCGGGCACCACGCCCACCACCAAGCCAGUACCGACUACAAGUCCGACUCUUCGACGGCAGCUCCGUGAGAUCCAGCUUCAAACCCUCCCAAACAAUCCGCAACGACGUGCGACCAUGGCUCGACCCGCAGAUGGCAGAUGACAACCGGCCCUACAAUCUGAAACACAUCCUCACACCUCUGCCCAGCAGAACGAUUUCUGUCAGCGAGGAAUCGCAGACUCUUGAGGAGCUGGGUAUUGGCCCAACAGCAAACCUGGUCAUGGUCCCCGUGUCAACAUACACCGAUGCCUACGCGGCAGCGGGAUCUAGCCUUCCUGUACGCGGUGCCUCUGCCGUCUACAAUGUAUUCUCUUCUGCAGCGGGCAUCGCCACCGGGCUUGUAGGUUCGUUUUUCGGGUAUGCUGCCACUGCCCCUGAGAAUAACGAAGCGGAGUCGUCUGGUCCUUCUUCUACACCAUCAUCAUCUUCCCAGACCUCUCAGCGACCACGACCAACAGGGCCGACGAUUCGGACUUUGAGAGACCAGCAAGACGAGCGUGGAAACAACCAGUUCUACAAUGGGAACCAGUUGAAUUUCGAGCCACGCAAGAAUCAAGAUGGGAAAGAUAAGUGA
Messenger RNA from Penicillium lagena, 1326 nucleotides. RefSeq names its product UBX domain-containing protein. The transcript is spliced from 5 exons. The record is from RefSeq and is a predicted model, not a curated record. Gene Ontology annotation, molecular function: protein binding. NCBI's taxonomy places the organism in Eukaryota, Fungi, Ascomycota, Eurotiomycetes, Eurotiales, Aspergillaceae. Bases 1 to 1326 code for a protein of 441 amino acids.